This is a messenger RNA of Electrophorus electricus (electric eel), 3018 nucleotides long. It is a transcript of the gene csk, whose product is annotated as C-terminal Src kinase. NCBI's taxonomy places the organism in Eukaryota, Metazoa, Chordata, Actinopteri, Gymnotiformes, Gymnotidae. Gene Ontology annotation, molecular function: protein tyrosine kinase activity; protein binding; ATP binding. Gene Ontology annotation, biological process: protein phosphorylation. The record is from RefSeq and is a predicted model, not a curated record.
GGGCCUGUGUGUGAUCGGGCUAGCGACAGCUGGGGCAGGGGAGCGCUCUGCGCUUUUGGUCCGAGAUCAUAAACUGAACGCAUACAUCAACAGACAUAGAUCGCGUUCAGUGUCCUUGUUAAGUUGUUCUGCUGCAGCGUUUUAGAUAACUAAAAAAUUCGCCUUGGCAAGGCGGUUUGGCUCACAAUAAAAACGCGUGCAGUCUUAGGUAGCAUAUAUGCACGGUUUACGCCUUCCUCUAUUGUCUCAACUGAUGUCGCUAGACUGCUCUGAAACGAGCGCUUUUUUCUCUCCACCGGAAGAUCUGACGAUCGUUGCAUAUUGUUGGUCCUGUUAUCGUGAGUGACUGCGCCUGUAGCCGCCGCUGAUUGUCCUCUUAAUAGCGUCUUGACUUGGAUCCAUACGCGACUGAAUUCAGUGGAGAAACCUUGAGAAGAUCCUUUCUUUGCUUUUCACCAGUCUUCAUUUGGAAACCAACGGUUGCGCACUGCCAAACACAAGCGGAUACAGGUACUCCCUUUCAGUGGUUCUUGGUUGUGUGCUGGGACAAGCUGGAUACUGUAGCCAGGGGUCUAAUGGUGCUGCUCGACCUGGCGAGAAACUGAGAGGAUAUUCUCCUUCCCUCUCUCCCACCCUCACUUCACCCUCCUCAACAUGUCUGCCAUACAGACCAUCUGGCCUCCAGGCACUGAGUGUGUGGCUAGGUACAAUUUUUCUGGCACAACUGACCAGGACCUGCCCUUGUGUAAAGGAGAUGUCCUGACCAUUAUAGGGGUCACUAAGGACCCAAACUGGUACAAAGCCAAGAACACAGUUGGACGAGAGGGUACCAUCCCGGCAAACUAUGUUCAGAAGCGAGAAGGGGUGAAGUCCUGUGCCAAACUCAGCCUUAUGCCAUGGUUCCAUGGGAAGAUCACACGCGAACAAGCAGAGAGGCUGCUCUACCCACCUGAGACUGGCCUCUUCCUGGUGCGUGAGAGCACCAACUACCCCGGUGACUACACUCUCUGCGUCAGCUGUGAUGGCAAGGUGGAGCACUACCGCAUCAUCUACCAUGGUGGCAAGCUCACCAUAGAUGAGGAGGAGUACUUUGAGAACCUCAUGCAGCUUGUGGAGCACUACACCAAAGACGCAGAUGGCCUGUGUACCAAACUUAUCAAACCCAAGCUCAUGGAGGGGACUGUCGCAGCACAGGAUGAGUUCUUGCGAAGUGGAUGGGCACUGAAUCGCAAAGAACUGAAGCUCCUUCAAACCAUAGGAAAAGGGGAAUUUGGGGAUGUGAUGGUGGGGGACUACAGAGGCACUAAAGUGGCUGUGAAGUGCAUCAAACAUGACGCCACCGCGCAGGCCUUCGUUGCAGAGGCCUCAGUCAUGACGCAAAUGAGACAUAACAACCUGGUGCAGCUUUUGGGGGUGAUUGUGGAGGAGAAGGGGAGCCUGUUCAUUGUCACAGAGUACAUGGCCAAGGGCAGCCUGGUGGACUACUUGCGCUCUAGAGGACGCACUGUUAUUGGGGGAGACUGUCUGCUUAAAUUCUCCAUGGAUGUGUGUGAGGCCAUGGAGUACCUGGAGGCCAAUAACUUUGUCCACAGAGAUCUGGCAGCACGGAAUGUUCUAGUGUCCGAGGACAACAUUGCCAAAGUCAGCGAUUUUGGUUUGACCAAGGAGGCAUCGUCUACUCAGGACACUGCUAAGCUCCCAGUGAAAUGGACAUCUCCUGAAGCUUUAAGAGAAAAGAAGUUCUCCACUAAGUCUGAUGUAUGGAGCUAUGGAAUCUUGCUCUGGGAGAUCUACUCCUUUGGCCGUGUUCCAUACCCAAGAAUUCCUCUAAAGGAGGUGGUCCCACGUGUGGAGAAAGGCUACAAGAUGGACGCGCCAGACGGCUGCCCUCCAGCUGUCUAUGACCUCAUGAAGCAGUGCUGGACACUGGAUGUGGCAUUACGGCCCAGCUUCCAGGAUCUGAGAGAGAGCCUGCAGCAAAUCCGAGCCAAGGAGCUCUACCUGUGAGCGUACGGGUCCAGGAAUGCCACUGAACCCAUCACGGGGAGAGUGAGAGAAAAGAAGUGGGACCACAUAAGGGCCCCUCUCUGGGACCACCCAACACACGUCCUCAGACCAGCACUCCGACUUCACUGACCUAAGGAAACAACAAAACGCAGACAUGCAUAGUAAAUGUAAUGUUGGCCAAAUUCUGUUAGCGAGUUCCACAUUUUUUUUUCUUCUUUUGUUUCUUUCUUUCCUUGUGGCUUCAUGAUUUGUGUUGCUGAAUCGGGGAGGCUGGCCUUCUCUAGCGUAUCCGCCUCUGUUUGAUCUUGUACGUGUCCCACCUCUACCGGAUCACCUCCCGUCCUCACUCAUCAGUUAACCCCCCCCCCCUCCCCACACCCACCCAGACUACAGAGAUGGCAGUUCUCCUCUGGUGGAAACUGUUGUAUGGAAUGAGAUUGGUGGUGUUCUCAGUUGGGGGUGUUCCCCUCAGUGCCAACUCACAUUUGAGCUCCUGUUCUCACUCUCGGACCUUGGAGUCUAAAACUGACACGCCGAUUCCUCUUGCAGUCGUGUACGAUACCACCUUGUGCUCACGUUGUUGAGACAUUGUUGUGUGUGUGUGUGUGUGUGUGUGUGUGUGUGUGUGUGUGUGCGUGUGUGUGCGUGUGUGCGUGCGCGUGCCUCCUCUCCAGAUGUUGGUGAGAUGAAUCAUCUGUGUCACUGUGCCUCCAGUGCACUGGACACUGGACCCUACCCCUCAGCUGUUGUUAUUAUUUAGUUUUUAUAUGUUGUUUACCUCUUGAUUUUUUUGUAUUUCAAUUUCUUUCACAGACUUGACUGAAACAAAUUGGUCUGGACAUCUGAUCUUUGUCUGUGGUAACAGGUUGAACAUGUUUGCAUUCCCAUGGUGAAAAUAUGGAUAGUCUGGGUGGUUAGUUCUUUUGGAUCCAAAAAAGCCCUACCCAUGUCAGAGCAUAGUGUAUGACACAUGUAAGAAGAUAAUGAAGAUAAUAUAAACCUGUCAGUAUA